CCAAAACAGUUGGUAUCUCGGGUCAGCUGCAUCUCGUGACCACUCGAGUCUUGUCCCGGGCGACAGGUGCUGGUGAUCAUCUCUUGAGGAGAACUAUGACCCAGAGCACACUCGCGAUGGCCACCCUUCCAGAAGACAUAGACAGGGGUGUUGCUGGGGCAACCAGUGUUCUGGUGCAACGAGCAAAUGAAAUCCGCCAGCAGAAGGUCAACUGGCCUUCAUACCUCCAGUCCCAAAUGAUCAGUCAGGAGGAUUAUGAGGUGAUCAUGGGGGUAGAGGUACCAGGUCCAGGAAGAGAUGCACUGCUCCAUUCCCACCGUUAUCAGGUGGCUCGUACCUUUAUGAACCUCUUGGGCCACAUCAGCAAGGACCAGACCAUCCAGUACAUUCUCAUUCUUGUUGAUGACAUUCUGUCUGAAGACAAAUCACGGGUAGAAAUUUUUAAAGAGUAUGCACGUAAGCACCGUGAAAGCAUGUGGAGCCCUUUCCUCAACCUACUUACUCGACCUGACACAUUCAUCAUCAACAUGACUGCUCGCAUCAUCGCUAAGUUAGCUUGUUGGUCCCGCGAGCCAAUGGACGGUUCAGACCUCACAUUCUACCUGACCUGGCUGAAGGAUCAACUUCGUACACCUAACAAUGAAUACAUGCAGUCGGUGGGACGAUGUCUCCAGAUGAUGUUAAGAGUCGAGGAAUAUCGCACCAUCUUCUACCAGCUGGAUGGUGUUGUCACCAUCGUACAGGUGCUCAGUACAGGAAAACUCAACUUCCAGAUACAGUAUCAGUUGACCUUCUGCCUCUGGGUGUUGACUUUCAACAAUGCCAUUGCAGAGAAAAUGAACAAGUACAGUGUGAUCCCUUCUCUAGCAGACAUCCUCAGUGAGAGUGUCAAAGAAAAAGUUACUCGUAUUGUAUUGGCAGUCUUCAGGAACCUCAUUGACAAGCCUGAGGACCCCGCUAUUGCUCGAGAAAAUUGCAUUCAGAUGGUCCAGUGCAAGGUUUUGAAGCAGCUUGAGAUUUUAGCUCAGAGGAAGUUUGAGGAUGAAGACAUUACUGCUGACAUAGAAUUCCUGAAUGAAAAACUGCAGAAUUCAAUCCAGGAUUUAAGCUCAUUUGAGGAGUACUGCUCAGAAGUAAAAUCUGGUCGCAUGGAAUGGUCCCCAGUUCACAAGAGUGAAAAGUUCUGGCGUGAGAAUGCUGGACGACUGAAUGAGAAGAAUUAUGAGCUGCUCAAGAUUCUGAUUCACCUUCUAGAAACAAGCAAGGACACGUUGGUGUUGUCAGUUGCUUGUCAUGACAUCGGAGAAUACACUAGACACUAUUCACGUGGCAAAAGGGUGCUUGAACAGCUUGGAGGGAAGCAGUGGGUUAUGCAGCACCUCACACACGCUGACCCUAAUGUACGUUAUGAAGCCCUGUUAGCUGUGCAGAAGCUUAUGGUUCAUAAUUGGGAGUAUUUGGGGAAGCAGCUGGAGAAAGAGGCACAAGAGAGCAUGCCUAGAACCUAAAUAUGAUGCUAAGUGUUGCAGGUAACCAAAACAAAACUGAAAGAAAUUAAAGAUCACCAGUUUCUUCAGAGACUCAUGUACUGCCUAGUUUAUUCCCUUUUUCUUAUUUUCAUGUAAAAUACAGGUAGGUUAACUUUUGUUAUACUGUACCUAUUUUCUAGUGCUGAAUUGUAGAAAGUAUUUCAGCAGAUGAUGUUGUUAUUGUGGUCAUGGUGUAUAUAAGUUUUCAAGUCAGAUGUACAGGAAUUUUGUUGCUGCUGUUGCAAAUUACUCCAUUAUUAGGGAGGGAUCAUGGGUGUUAGUCAAUGAAGUUUUCAUGUUCAGAUCUCCAUUCCUUGUGGUAGAUUUUUAAAUGUGAGUGUUGGUGUAUAUAAUGCUAAGGCUCAGGCACUCUUGUUACUUAUCAUAGGUAUAUAAUCAUUCCUUUGUAUGUAAGCAGUAAAACUAAGGAAAGUUCAGUAUAUACACAGAGAGCAACGGAAGUAAACCAUAGCCUGUCGCUCUUUUAACUUGUGCUGUACUAAAGAGGUUAAGUGUAAAGAAUAUUGUGCACAAUAUAUGUUAAGGGUGUCGUAUUGAAAUGUAUAUAAUGAAUUUGUUUCUCAUUU
Homarus americanus (American lobster) is the source of this 2116-nucleotide messenger RNA. It is a transcript of the gene VhaSFD, whose product is annotated as V-type proton ATPase subunit H-like. Gene Ontology annotation, biological process: proton transmembrane transport. The coding region runs from base 96 to 1508 and encodes 470 amino acids. Gene Ontology annotation, cellular component: lysosomal membrane; vacuolar proton-transporting V-type ATPase, V1 domain. The transcript has 11 exons. NCBI's taxonomy places the organism in Eukaryota, Metazoa, Arthropoda, Malacostraca, Decapoda, Nephropidae. Gene Ontology annotation, molecular function: proton-transporting ATPase activity, rotational mechanism. The record is from RefSeq and is a predicted model, not a curated record.